AUGUGUAUCGACCUGGUUGGUGUUCAAUAUAUUCGUAAGAUUCACUACUUUGGAAGGAAAAUACAAGAUGCUCGAUCGGCACUAGCUGUCGUUGGUGGAAAGGUCGUUCUAGUAUCAGAAUUGUACGCGAAUCUUAUGCAAAAGAGAGCGCGAAAUCUCUCGAAGGAGGCUUUCAUAAUAGAGAAUUUGUACAUAUCGAAACACAUAAUCCCUUACAUCCCCAGCGAUAUACGUUUGAUAAGGUACAUUGACCAACAUGCCGAAGGUUCCAUUUCAACGUCGUCAUCAUCGCUCGACUUGCAGAGUUGCAGAUUCUGCCAUUCGCGAUUCAGUUUCAAUUUGCAACAAAAUCGACCUCUUGGAGAGCACUAA
Strongylus vulgaris is the source of this 372-nucleotide messenger RNA. NCBI's taxonomy places the organism in Eukaryota, Metazoa, Nematoda, Chromadorea, Rhabditida, Strongylidae. The record is from the annotation of a GenBank genome assembly.